AUGGCGAAUGAAUACGGCAUCGAACACGCGCCGGGGCCCUGGGAAUGCACGGGAGAAUCUUGGUGGUUUACAUGUUAUCCCUUUGGUGGUAACAAGAACAACGUUCCCGGAGCUGCCAACGUACUCGAUUUCCACCCAGGCGUAAAUGAUAAAUUUGAUGGCGGUAUCGGCAUGAUCAUGGUGGUUCGAUAUUCCUCAACUCCAGUGGGACCUUAUGACGAGCUUCUAUACAUUCCGGGUUAUUACGAUACGCCACACGCUUCUAGCUCCCGUUAUCGAAUCACCAACAUUUAUGUUUCCUCCAAAGAAACAACAUACAAUGGUCGUCGCAAUUGGAACAUUCCUAAGCACCUUGCUGUGUUCAAUUUUGACAAGUCGGAGACCACGGGACACACUACAAUCACUGUUGCUCACCCGGAAACACCAGAUAAUCCCUUCUUUGUAGCCGUACUCAAGGAUAUACCGGUUGUCAGCAGUAUCGGAGUCCCCUUGAGUACUAGUUUAUUUCCAAUGAACUUGGAGUUUCACCAACCGGAUAUCAAGGCGGUUGAUACUCCACAGGGGAAAGCUAACGGAGAGACUGGAACGGAGACAUGGCAAAGCUUCCGCCCGUGGAUGGGAGGGAAGGCGAGGUUUGUGAAGUGCGUGGAUAUGAAGAACGGGAACGGGGAUGGGACGUGGCCGGAUAAGGUAGAUGGGGUUUGGGGUGCGGUCUUGAGGUGGGAUGCGGGUAUGAAAUUGAAGUUCCCAGCUGGGACAGAGCUGCCAAAGUCGAAUUUGUAG
Molecule: messenger RNA, 783 nt
Organism: Orbilia oligospora ATCC 24927
Lineage: Eukaryota; Fungi; Ascomycota; Orbiliomycetes; Orbiliales; Orbiliaceae
Exons: 2
Coding region: 1-783 (260 amino acids)
Source: RefSeq, a predicted model, not a curated record